UUCAUUCAAAAUGAUAAAUUUUCUGAAUCCAGUAUCUUGAUAUUGGUGAAGGAGAGAAUGGCUAUUAUACAAGAAAGAAAUUUUCUCAUGGAAGAGAACAAAUUACACCAAAAGGAGAAGGAAGUUCUGCAUAAAAGCAAGGAGCUGGCAGAUGCCCAAAUAAAUGCUCUAGGAAGGUCAUUUGAAUCUGCUAAAAAAGAUAUAAAGGACAAAGAAAAUCAGAUCCAAAAUUUGAAGCACUUGUUGGAACUUGCACAAAACGAAGUCAAUGUCUGCAGAUCUGAAAUCACAUCACUUAAACUGCAGUUGGAGAGUUCUAGAGCUUCUUUGGGAUGGGAUAAUUCUAAGGGUGAAUCCUCGACAAUGCUGUAUGAAGAUGAACUGGAUGCCUCUAAGACUGAAUUUCAAAGUCUGAAGUUGGAAGCUGCAAAUCUAAAUGAGAAAAAUCUGUCCGCGAAAACUGAAUGUGCUGAUCAGGUGACUGAGGAUAAGAAUGUGGAGGUGGAAAUACAUGAAGACAAAGCAGUUAAUCUCAUUACAAAAGAGGUGUCUACUUGUUCAGAUGAUUCAAUGCAGGCAAUCCUAUCUAAAAGAAAACCUGAUAAAUGUAAGGGAUCACAGGUCACUGCAAUGGAUUCAUCAGUUAUCACUGUAAAUGGUGUGGAUAUCAUAGAAAAAGAUGAAAAUGCUGCUGAAGGGGAUGAAUAUUCAAAUUUUGAGAAUAAUGAUAAAUUUGUUCAGACAGAUUGGAAUAGCAUGCCUUCAACAAACAUUAGCUUAGAGACAGUUCAAGUUCUUGCGGAUGCUCUGCCUAAGAUUGUCCCAUACGUUCUAAUAAAUCACAGAGAGGAACUUCUCCCUUUAAUAAUUUGUGCAAUUGAACGCCAUCCCGACAGUGGUACUCGCGAUUCCUUGACACAUACAUUGUUCAACUUAAUAAAACGACCUGAUGAGCAGCAACGAAGAAUUAUAAUGGAUGCAUGCUUAGCCCUCUCGAAGAAUGUCAGGGAGAUGCGAACAGAAACGGAGUUGCUUCCUCAGUGCUGGGAGCAGAUUAAUCACAAGUAUGAGGAGAGGAGAUUGCUUGUUGCACAAUCUUGUGGAGAGCUUGCACAGUUUGUUCGAUCUGAGAUUCGCACGUCUCUAAUCUUGUCUAUUGUACAACAAUUGCUUGAGGAUUCAGCUGCUGUUGUCCGGGAGGCGGCUGCUCAUAACUUGGCGCUGCUGCUACCGCUCUUUCCAAAUACUGACAAAUAUUUCAAGGUUGAAGAGAUGAUGUUUCAACUCGUCUGCGAUCCAUCGGGUACUGUUGUUGAGACUACACUGAAAGAGCUUGUACCAACUGUAGUUAGCUGGGGAAAUAGAUUGGACAAUGUUCUUCAUGUCCUGCUCUCUCACCUUUUAGCAUCUGCUCAGCGGUGCCCACCACUUUCUGGUGUUGAUGGUUCUGCAGAAGCUCGCCUUAGAGUACUUGGUGAAAGAGAACGUUGGAAUAUUGAUGUUCUUUUGCGCAUGCUGAUGGAGCUGCUUCCUGUUGUGCAGCGGAAAGCAUUUGAAACAUGCCCAUUUCCUUGUGACAUUUCCAGGACAUCUGAUCCAGAUGUAUCAUUCUUUUCUAAAUCUUUGCUUGAAGUGUAUGCAAGGGAAGAAAAGGUGUGGCCUACUUUUGACGGGAUACAUAUGGACUGUUUGACAGCUUUGAUUGGACUUGCAUCUUUAUUACCUCCUAGAGAAGACAGUCUUCGAACCCGUAUAGCAAAGCUCCUUUUGGCUUUAUCUGAGCUCUUUGGGGAGUACUAUGUCAACAAUAUUAUGCUUCCAUUGUUUUUAACUGCUCUUGGAGACAAUGUUGGCACUCUGCAUGUGCCUUCUAGCUGUGAAUCUCGAAUAAGAGAUCUGAAACCAAAAACAACAGUGGCGGAGCGACUGUCUGUCAUAUGUGUACUUCCACUGCUGCUUACAGGGGUAUUAGGUGUCUCUAGUAGAGAAGCACAGCUUGCUGACUAUUUACGGUCAUUGAUUCUACGAAACACACUUAAGCAUGGUGCUUGGACCUCAUCUACUAGUCCUGAGUUGAUUGAUGCUGUGCGCUUUCUUUGUUCCUUUGAAGAGCAUCAUAGAAUUGUUAUCAGUGUACUUUGGGAGAUGGUUGUCAGCACGAAUGCGAAUGUCAAGAUCACUGCUGUUAAUCUCUUGCAAGUUCUUGUGCCAUAUGUAGACAUGAAAAUUGCUUCAACACAAAUUUUACCUGCUUUAGUAACACUGGGUUCUGAUCCAAAUCUUAUUGUUAAAUACUCUAGCAUAGAUGCAUUCGGAACUGUUGCUCAACACUUCAAGAAUGAAGUGAUCAUUGACAAAAUUCGUAUCCAGAUGGAUGCUUUUCUUGAAGAUGGAUCACAUGAGGCUGUAGUUGCUGUUGUUCGUGCUCUAUCUGUAGCUGUGCCACUUACAACAGAGAGACUGCGGGACUAUCUUCUUCAAAAGCUACUACAGCUUACAGCAGCUCCAGUGCAUGGAUCUGAUCUGGUUCGGCGCCGUGAGAGAGUUAAUGCCUUUUGUGAAGCAAUUCGUGCUUUGGAUGCCACAGAACUUACACCCGCCAGUGUGAGGGAGUUGCUUUUGCCAGCAAUCCAGAACUUGUUGAAGGACCCAGAGUCACUUGAUCCAGCUCAUAAAGAAGCUCUGGAGCUAAUAAUCAAGGAGAGAUCUGGGGGUACAUUAGAUGCUCUUACCAAGGUCAUGGGAAGCCAUCUCAGCAUGACCUCCGUGUCCCAUCUCGGCAUGACCUCUGUGACCAGUCUUUUUGGAGAUAGUGGUCUUUUAGGAAAGAAAGAUACAGGAGAUGUCUCUGAUACUGCAGGACAACGGCUGUCUCAGUAUGAAGAUAACAGAUUCAGACGGAUCAUGAGGGGCAACUUCAGUGAAAUGAUUAGAGGCAAAGGAAAAGUACAGGAAGAAAAUAGCCACUCGAGUCCCACUUGAGCACUCUAGACAUACUUGUAACUGCUGGACGGAGAAGUUUGUGGUCUUAGAUAAAAUAAAUAUAUUUUUUGUGUACAAGUUGGGACAGCUUUUAUGCUGACCCUUUUAGUUUAUUGAUCCAGGAUCUAUCCUAUAAAUUUUUCUCGAGCAGGAGAGUUCCUUCUUUUGAAUUUAAUACUUGCUGCUGGACAAAGGUUGGUUUAGAAAGAUUAUCUUUUAAGAUAUUAGUAAACAGAAUUAUAUGGUUGCAAUUGAUUCGAAAUUUAAGAAUUGGUGCUUCCAGAAAAAAAAUGAUUUUUUUGGUGUUGAUUAUGUUAGCAUUUGAUCCAUUCAAUAAAGAAUUAAAAUUACGAAUGA
This is a messenger RNA of Cryptomeria japonica (Japanese cedar), 3339 nucleotides long. RefSeq lists its product as uncharacterized. The record is from RefSeq and is a predicted model, not a curated record. Gene Ontology annotation, cellular component: recycling endosome; trans-Golgi network. The annotation marks the transcript as partial. Gene Ontology annotation, biological process: intracellular cholesterol transport. The transcript is spliced from 16 exons. Lineage: Eukaryota; Viridiplantae; Streptophyta; Pinopsida; Cupressales; Cupressaceae.